AUGGUCGACAUGGGGGGCCUGGACAACCUGAUCGCCAACACGGCCUACCUGCAAGCCCGGAAGUCCUCAGACGGAGACAGCAGGGAGCUGCAGCGGCGGCGCCGAAGUCUGGCGCUGCCCGGGCCGCAGAGCUGCACCCAGCUCCGCCAGUCCCUGCCUCAGGACUUCAACAGCCUGUGCGAGCAGCAACCCAUUGGCCGUCGCCUCUUUCGGGACUUUCUAGCCACUGUGCCCCGGUACCAAGAGGCUGUGGCCUUCCUGGAGGAGGUGCAGAGCUGGGAGCUGGCUGAAGAGGGCCCUGUCAAGGGCAGCAUGCUACAGGGGCUGCUGGCCACUUGUGGGGCUGCCCCUGCUCCAGGGCACCCACACCCCUUCUUCAGUCCAGCACUGGCUACCAAAUGCCAAGCAGCCUCCACUGAGGAAGAACAGAUAGCCCUGGUAGCACAGGCCAAGGCUGAGGUCAUGGCCUUCUUGCAGGACCAGCCCUUCCAGGAUUUCCUGGCCAGCCCCUUCUAUGACAAGUUUCUGCAGUGGAAGGUCUUUGAGAUGCAGCCGGUGUCAGAAAAGUAUUUUGAGGAGUUCCGAGUCCUGGGGAAAGGUGGAUUUGGGGAGGUAUGUGCUGUCCAGGUGAAAAACACUGGUAAGAUGUAUGCUUGCAAGAAACUGGACAAGAAGAGGCUAAAGAAGAAAAGUGGUGAGAAAAUGGCUCUUUUAGAAAAGGAAAUCUUGGAAAAAGUCAGCAGUCCUUUCAUCGUCUCUCUAGCCUAUGCCUUUGAGAGCAAGUCCCAUCUCUGCCUGGUCAUGAGCCUGAUGAAUGGAGGGGACCUCAAGUUCCACAUCUACAAUGUUGGCACACGGGGCCUGGCCAUGAGCAGGGUGGUCUUCUACUCGGCCCAGAUGACCUGUGGAAUCCUGCACCUCCACUCCCUCGGCAUUGUCUACCGGGACAUGAAGCCAGAGAAUGUGCUUCUGGACGACCUUGGCAACUGCAGGCUGUCUGACCUGGGGCUGGCUGUGCAGAUCCAGGAUGGCAAGCCUGUCACACAGAGGGCUGGAACCAAUGGUUAUAUGGCUCCUGAAAUCCUAAUGGAAAAAGUGAGUUAUUCCUAUCCUGUGGACUGGUUUGCAAUGGGAUGCAGUAUAUAUGAAAUGGUUGCUGGACGAACACCAUUCAAAGAUUACAAGGAAAAAGUCAGUAAAGAGGAUUUAAAGCAAAGAACCCUGAAAGAAGAGGUCAGAUUCCAACACGAUAACUUCACAGAGGAAGCAAAAGAUAUUUGCAGACUCUUCUUGGCUAAGAAACCAGAGCAACGUUUAGGAAGCAGAGAAAUGUCUGAUGAUCCCAGGCAACACCCUUUCUUCAAAACCAUCAAUUUUGCUCGCCUGGAAGCUGGCCUAGUUGAGCCCCCAUUUGUGCCAGACCCUUCAGUGGUUUAUGCCAAAGACAUCGAUGAAAUAGAAGAUUUCUCUGAGGUUCGGGGAAUCGAAUUUGAUGAUAAAGAUAAGAAGUUCUUCCAAAGAUUUGCAACAGGUGCUGUCCCUAUAGCAUGGCAGGAAGAGAUUAUAGAAACGGGACUAUUUGAAGAAUUGAAUGACCCCAACAGGCCUACAGAUUGUGGGGAUGGUAAUUCAUCCAAGUCUGGUGUGUGUUUGUUAUUGUAAGUUGUUCUCUCCACCAGAUGGGCAGCAGGAAUCUCAGCUGACAUAAUCCCCCCAAAUGUUCCUAACACAUGAAAAUCUGUUGAUGAGGACUGAUCAGUCAGGAGGGGCAUUUCAACCACAGAACAGUUCAAAGGACAGGUGAGCUCACUGC
This is a messenger RNA of Enhydra lutris kenyoni (northern sea otter), 1813 nucleotides long. It is a transcript of the gene GRK7, whose product is annotated as G protein-coupled receptor kinase 7. Gene Ontology annotation, biological process: signal transduction; regulation of signal transduction; protein phosphorylation. NCBI's taxonomy places the organism in Eukaryota, Metazoa, Chordata, Mammalia, Carnivora, Mustelidae. Gene Ontology annotation, molecular function: ATP binding; rhodopsin kinase activity. The record is from RefSeq and is a predicted model, not a curated record. The coding region runs from base 1 to 1662 and encodes 553 amino acids. Gene Ontology annotation, cellular component: cytoplasm. The transcript has 4 exons.